Messenger RNA from Lichtheimia ornata, 570 nucleotides. RefSeq lists its product as uncharacterized. The record is from RefSeq and is a predicted model, not a curated record. Bases 1 to 570 code for a protein of 189 amino acids. The transcript has 3 exons. Lineage: Eukaryota; Fungi; Mucoromycota; Mucoromycetes; Mucorales; Lichtheimiaceae.
AUGUGCUUAUUUAAUGAGGCAGUGAGACAACAUCCACCACCAGGGCAUAAGCUAGUAUGGGCGACUACGUUGCUCAGCGUGUGGACUUUGGUGGGAGGCACAAUCUACAUUUGCUGGAAUUAUCUACUGCUCAGGGACAACCCUUACGUCUUACUCAUUAUUCCUGCCAUCAUACUUCUCAGCACUAUUGCAUGGAUUUGGCGGUAUCGAUAUUUGCAACGCACAUUUCAAUGCAGCCUUGUUGAAUUAUGCAGCCGGGUUAAUGCAACUGAAAACAUUCGCGGCAUAAAUUAUCGGUUGACCAAGCACGGCAAUGACGUUUUGCAACCACAAGGAGAGCGGCCCUACGGUCUCUUUCGGCAUUCAACCUAUGCUUUGGUAAUCGAAUUUGAUGACCGAUAUCGUGCAUUGCAACAUCUCCAUCAUCCACCUGCUUCAACUGUGGUACCCAUGUAUUAUACUCCACCACCACCUAGUGCAGCCCAUCAUUGUCAACACGAAGAAAAAAGAUUCAGUAUGCAUCAUCCAUACGAUGGCAAUUGUAGCAGUGUAUAUUAUGAAAAGCAAUAA